UAGUAUGAUGGCGUGGAGAUUUCGACCAAUCAGAUUAGCCGCUGAGGGCGGAACCAACUUGUUGAUGAUUGCGUUGGGUCGACCUUCACUGCGCAUGCGCAGCCCCGGUGACGAAGAUGGUGCUCAUCAAGGAAUACCGUGUUGUGUUGCCGGUCUCUGUGGAAGAGUAUCAAGUGGGGCAGCUUUUCUCGGUGGCCGAGGCCAGCAAGAACGAGACCGGAGGAGGAGAAGGCAUCGAAGUGCUCAAAAAUGAGCCCUACGAGAAGGAAGGGGAGAAGGGACAGUACACACACAAAAUAUACCAUCUAAAGAGUAAAGUCCCGGGGUACGUAAAGAUGAUCGCGCCCGAGGGAGCCCUAGUUUUUCAUGAAAAGGCCUGGAACGCGUAUCCGUACUGUCGCACCAUUGUGACGAACGAGUACAUGAAGGACGACUUCAUGAUAAAGAUCGAGACGUGGCACAAACCGGACAUGGGGACAAUAGAAAACGUGCACGACCUGGACGAGCAGACGUGGAGGACUGUGGAGGUGGUUCCUAUAGACAUCGCCAGCAAAGAGGAAGUGGCUCCUGGGGACUACAAACCAGAGGAGGAUCCGGCUCUUUUCCAGUCGAGCAAGACGGGCAGAGGUCCGCUCGGUCCUGAGUGGAAGAACGAGCUGAAGACGGACUGCCCGUACAUGUGUGCGUACAAGCUGGUGACGGUCAAGUUCAGGUGGUGGGGGCUGCAGACCAAAGUGGAGAACUUCAUCCACAGGCAAGAGAAGCGGAUUUUCACCAACUUCCACCGUCAGCUCUUCUGCUGGAUCGACAGAUGGGUGGGUCUGACCAUGGAGGACAUCCGGCGGAUGGAGGAGGAGACCCAGAAGGAGCUGGAGGAGAUGCGUCAGAAAGGUGACGUGCGAGGCACCUCUGCGACGGACGAGUAGAGCCCGCCGCUGUAGCUUCACACUAGAGGCAGGCUGACUGCGGAAAACAGGUCCGAUCCGAGGCACCAGUGCUGCUCACGAGCAAUGAGGCAAAAUCAACCAACCCCCCGCCCCCGCCAUGAUGACGUCAUCAGAGACACGCCCACCACGCCGAGGAGGAUGUGCCCCACCACCUCUUCUCCUGUCUCACAUGAUUCAUCGUGGGGGGGUUAUUGAUGUGAUUGGUUACCAGUACUGUACAGACCCCCCCUCCCCCCGGAUCAUGAUCCUCCUGUUCUCCCCGAAAACAGAAAAUUAAUUUUUGCAAACAGAAGAAACUCUUUGCACAGACUGAUUGCCUGACAUGUAAUUUAGUGAAUUAUUCCAGUGGGCUUGGGUUUUUUCUGGGGGGGUUAAGCCGUGACUGAGGACGUCGAGCCUUUUAAAUUAGAAUGUUGUUUUUAGCGACUCGGUUCCCGGAUGACUGGACCGGGGCGGGUCGGCGGCCGCGGCGCCCCGCCCCGCCCCCCUCCGCCACAGUCUGAUUUCACGGUUCUGUCAUUUUUACGGUUCAGAGCUCAUGCAUGGUCAUUGUUUGCCCCCCCCACACACAUACACUAGCCCUCCCCACCCGAAGUGUGCAUGUGGACAACAGACCCCCCCUCACCGUCCUGGCAUGUGAAAGCAGCUCAGAUGCAGCUUUGAGCUGACGGGCGCCCCCUGCAGGACAGUCUGUGUUCCUCCACCUCCGUUUCAGCGUUUGCCUUCACUCUUAGGGCUGGGGAGGGCCGCCUCAUGCUGUCGCUGCAUGGCCUUCCUUUCUAGGGCUUUAGAGGACGCCGCGCCUUGGAGGCCGCCGGUCUCUGCAUGAUUCAAAGUUUGGUUUAUUUUUCCAUCGCGGACAGAAAAGGGUCCGGCAGAUCCGCCACGAUCGAACCACCAGAAGCUGCGCGGCCGCUCUGAGUUUUUGCAGACGGCCGCCAGUCCAGCAGGAAGUCCGUCGGUUUCCAGUCGGCUGCUCCGAUCAGCCGUCUCUGUUCCAGCUGGUCAGCUGCGGGUGUUUUUGUAGUGCCGUGAGUCUUUUUUGAUCAGGGUGUGUCCAGGUUUUUUAGGUUUUGUAUGGUUUUCUGUGAGAGCUAUCCGUGCGUGUGCUUUAUACUAGACCCAUGUUCAAACUGUACAUAGAAGCUGCAGUGGGAGUCCAGAGCCAUCGGGCGCGGCGGCGGAUCCCGUCCUGCCGCCACGCCUCCAGGGUGGGGGGGUCAGCCCUGCAAACCGUACCUCACUCAUGCUUAUGAAUGUGCAGCUUCACGGACGAGCGAGCGGCGGCGGCGGACGGGCCGGGACCGCCACCGGUCACACUCGGGGGACGGAAACGGCUAGAUGCGCAUGCGGACGUUUGGUUUUUGCGUUCUUCUCCCGGCGUCUCGGAGCGGUGCUUUUUCAGAAACUGCCUCAGACGGGGAAAAGGCGAACAGACGGGCCUCGCCUCACCUCCACGCUCGCUUCAGCCCGACCUCAGAUCAGCAGGCGAGGAGUGAAAGGCCCGAGCGCGCGUGAAGGUGAUGGGAGUCGCCCCCUGCAGCAGGUCAGGCGGCGCCUCGUGCAGUCUGACUCUGGCGGGAAAAGAUGGAGUCCAAAAUACUGUUUUUCUUAUUGUAAUCUGAAUACGCACUUGCAGAAUCUACUGUUUAUCUUUUAUGUUCUCUCUUGUUUUUGAAAGACAAAGAUUCACAUUGUACAAAAAAUUCUCUUUCUAAUGAGGCAAAAUCAGGGGAUUGGUAGUGAAUGUAAAACAUUAGUUCUUUUUUCUUUCUCAUGGCUUUUACGCUGUGACUGAAGGUUUAGACCAUGGAACAUAACAGAAUAUCUAAUAAAUUUGAACAAAUAAGACGA
This is a messenger RNA of Oryzias melastigma (Indian medaka), 2801 nucleotides long. RefSeq names its product phosphatidylinositol transfer protein, beta (gene pitpnb). Gene Ontology annotation, biological process: phospholipid transport. Gene Ontology annotation, cellular component: cytoplasm. The coding region runs from base 117 to 926 and encodes 269 amino acids. Gene Ontology annotation, molecular function: phosphatidylinositol binding; phosphatidylcholine binding; phosphatidylcholine intramembrane carrier activity. The record is from RefSeq and is a predicted model, not a curated record. Lineage: Eukaryota; Metazoa; Chordata; Actinopteri; Beloniformes; Adrianichthyidae. The transcript is spliced from 12 exons.